CCGCCCGCGCCGUCGGGGCCGGUCGCCGCCGCCGCGGCCAUGGCCCGUCACCCGCCGCCCCGCCGCGCCCCGCCGCCCGCUGCCCGCCCGCCGCCAUGAGGCGCGGGGGCCCCGCCGCCCUCGCCGCCUGCCUCGCCGGGGCGCUCGCCGUGCUGGCGGGGCCGGGGCCGGGGCCGGGGCCGGGGCCGGGGCCGGGGGCGGGCAGCGCUGCCUGGGGUGGCCGGCGGCCCCCCCGUAGCUACGGACACCUGGAAGGCGACGUGCGCUGGCGGCGGCUCUUCUCCGCCACCCGCUUCUUCCUGCGCAUCGACGGCGGCGGCGGCGUGGAGGGGACGCGCUGGAGGGAGCGGCCGGGCAGCAUCGUCGAGAUCCGGUCGGUGCGUGUCGGCGUCGUGGCCAUCCAGGCAGUGCACACCGGCUUCUACCUGGCCAUGAACAAGCAGGGGAGGCUCUACGGGUCGAAGGAGUUCAGCCCCAACUGCAAGUUCAUGGAGCGCAUUGAGGAGAACGGCUACAACACCUACGCGUCACUGCACUGGCGGCACCGGGGCCGCCCCAUGUUCCUCUCGCUCAAUAGCAAGGGCAGGCCGCAGCGAGGGGGCAAGACGCGCCGGCAGCACCUCUCCACCCACUUCCUCCCCAUGCUCGUCAGCUGAGCCCCGCGGGCGGCUCAGGACCAUCCUGUAGGAAAAAAUGGAAAAAAGGGUUUAUUUAUGUACAUAUCUAUUUUUUUGCUAUUUAUUGUUUUAUUUUUAAAUGCACGGUGGAGGAUGGAUGUGGAAGACAGAUGCUCCAGACACAGCCUGCAGCCGCGCAGGGACGUGGCUCUCCCCACCGUCCCGCCGAGGCAGGUCCGGCGCGGCACAGCCCGGGGAGCGCGGCCACCGCACGCUGGGGCCGCCGAUGUCGUGCCCCCCGGCUCUGCUAAUGGCUUCCCUGCUGGGGCUGGGGCGGAGGCUGCGGGGCUGGGAUGUAACGGUGGGUCGCAUUUGUCUUGUGUCCAAGCACCCGUGGCAAUAAAAACUGCGUUUGUGGUACGGAA
Molecule: messenger RNA, 1042 nt
Organism: Phalacrocorax carbo (great cormorant)
Lineage: Eukaryota; Metazoa; Chordata; Aves; Suliformes; Phalacrocoracidae
Source: RefSeq, a predicted model, not a curated record